UUUGUGUCAAGUCAACUUUUCAGUAGAUUGUCAAGAGGACUAAAAUCGUGUCGGUAUGCUCGACAGCCUAAAUGUACACCACGCGGUACAAAAUCACCGCCAAAUUCCACGGUCCUGAAUCGGAGCGCAUGCAGCCUAAUUCACUGUCAGACUUUUGAAUAGGAGUGUUUGACUGCUAUCUGCACAAAAAUUUGUGAAUUGUUCCUUCCGCAAAUAAAUUGCAUUAUGGCCAUUGUAGUGUCCUUCACUGCUUUUUCGUCGUGAUGGAAACUUGAAUCCUGAACAGAUCUAGAGACGUCGACAGCAGCUCAGAUCUUCAUUUGAUCCAUCGAUCUGCCGGCUGCAGGCCCUAAAGGCAAUGCAGUCGUAAAUAUGCAUUUAUUAUUGGAAGGAACAUAACCAUUGAUAAUAUGCAUGUCAGAUCUCCCGCUCGCUCAUAGAAUACCACUUUGUGUUUUUGUUCAUGUUUUAUCGCAGUGCGGAUUUCGUGCUGAUCUGUUUUUGUGUCAUCUUGCUCACCGCUGCUACUUUUACGACUUUUUAAAACAUGUUCUAUUCAUUCCAAAGUUUUGAUUCAUAGCAACUCCCGAUGGAAAGCCAGUUGAACUGCUUUGAUCGUUUUGUGCUGGAAAAGCACAGCACACGCCGGCGCGAUUCUUUUUAUUGACUUGGAUGUGUUCUGAGCGAAAACGUAUGGGGGCACUCGGAAAAUACGGUUUAUAUUAAGUAAUAACGUUGCGUACUUCAGUACUUUUAUUUCGCUUUGUAUUGUCGUAAUGAAUGCGCGAAGAUUGACCUCCUAUUGCGCAUUGUUUAUAUAUUUCUAUGACUUUGUACUAUAUGGAGCAGUCGACGAUUGCGUAUAUAGAUUUACAGCUCAAUAAUCGGUUAUCAAUGCUGAAUCUGAUGAUAAGAAGUUUACGGAAUUAAGUGACCAACAUCAAUCAAAAUAUUAUCCUUUAGGCCACGCGCGUACCGAACGCCGGGCUGCAUGCACGAGACAUAAAUGUGUUUUCAAGUGGUUGACCGAUGACUUUUAGAGCGAAUGAUAAGCGAAAUGCGUUAUAUGCGAUGAUGUUUUACAAAGAUGUUCUCGUAUCUUCGUGUUUUCCGUUUGUCUCUCGUAUGCCGAUAAACCGCUUAGUGAAUGGUGUUGUUUUAUUGUCAGAGCAUGUUGAUGGUUUUGCAUCGUUGAUCCGUUGUUGGUUAUUCUUCAUAAACCAUUGGUACGCCGAGGAAGGAAUCACCUUUGAUUAUCUGUACAGAUAGCGGAGAAUAUACAUGCACUGGUCAACUCCGCCGAUGUCGAGAAUGCGCAGUUGAAUAUGGAUCGAAAAGGAUUACCUUUUCCCAUUAUUAAUUAUUAUUAUUUUCCCGAAUGCAGUUUUAUACCAACAUGCAAAAUGAUCCUGUUCUGAAUACAGUGCUGCAUCGAAUGCCAGAUUAAUUUGAUGAAACCGCUUUAGUACUUCUGCCACAGCUUUGCAAAACUUGGAAAUAUGGAAGAGCACGAAUGCGAUGUGCCCAGCUUUUCCGACAUUGCAAAAAAAUUUACUGCUCCGGGACGUUUGUAUUAUACCCAGGGAGAAAUGGCUCAGAUCUACACCGACUGGGCAAACCACUAUCUGGAAAGGUCUUCUCGACACAAACGCCUCAUUCAGGAUUUGCAACAAGAUAUCACAGAUGGCGUUUUAUUAGCGGAUGUUAUAGAAGCUGUCACCAACGAAAAAUUACGGGACAUCAAACAAAAACCGAAGUCGGACGCCCAAAUUUUGGACAACAUCAGCGUCUGCUUGAAAUGCAUUGAUAAUCUGGGAGUGAAUACGGAAGGAUUGCAGGCGGAAGAUAUCAAGAACGGAAACCUGCGUGCCAUAUUGGGAUUAUUUUUCAGUCUUUCACGGUAUAAACAGCAGAAGAAAGCCGCUAGCCAGUUGGCGUCCGCCGCUCAGCCACACUUUCCGUCCGUUCCACCCAAUCCAGCUCACAAUCCUGUUAAUCCUGUUACGGACACCAUGCUUCCAAAGUUGCCUUCCCCCUUUAAGUCAACGAACGCUAACCGGAAUUCAACCGGAGCGAUCCCGCAGAACGUUAGUGUACCGGCUGCCGGCGGGCAGAACAGACGGAGCCUGACGAACGCGGAAAAAGAGCGGACUGCCUUUAACGGAUUCAAUUCCGGAAUUCUUCCUCCACGACAAUUUGCUCAAAAUUCCCGACCGAUAUCGCCCGGCGCAUCGGGAUCGCCGCAUUCGCUCAUUCCUGUGCCAUCCUCCAAACUUCCUUUGCCAGGUGAUAAAGGCAACCGCCAAAAUCGUUCCAGUAGCAGUAUAAAUUCCACAACAUCCUCCGUGUCAUCGGUUAGCAAAGGUCCUUUGCCGGCUGGACCCCGACUAAAUACAAAGGACACCCAGUUGAUUCCCGGCACAUUGACGCCGACCGCUUCACAAAUGGGGAAGAACUCCGUAUUUGGUUUUGGGGGUUUUUUUAAACACAAACAAGAUAAACAUGCCAGCGAAAAGGUCACAAAGGUUAGCUCGUCCGAACACAGCGACGGCAGCAGCAGCAGCGGCUUUGGUUCAGCAAAAAGUGCCGACAACAGUGAUUCUUCGGUGACCGGAAGCGAGCACAGCACUUCCAUCCCCAAUAUCCGCAGGGAAAUUCAGCUAAACGGGAAUAUGCAAAGGAGAUCAUUUACGAGACAACCACUGCCACGACGGUCAGCAGUAGUCCAAAGAUGGCUAUAAAAGCCCUGGCAAGGAAAACGUUUUCGAAAAGCCCCGGCAAAGAUUCGCCCAAAUUGUUGCGAGUGGAACACCACGAUAUGGAAGCGAAGACAAAUGUUAUUUCGAAUAUUCCGGUGAGCAAGACGAGCCCCUCGGUGGCAAUGGAUGCAGAGAAAAAGACGAGUAAAUUGGGGAACGUCCUGCUUAAGCCGGAUAGCCGGAGCUCACGCCGUGAAUUACCUCGGCUGCCGGAUGCGUCGCCUCCCGCAGUGGCGGAAGAGGACCCCCCGGCGUCCAGCGGAUCUCUUCUCAAACGCGCAAGCAAACCUCUUACAAACACAAAGACCGAGUCUGUUGUUGUACGAAAAGUCCCAACGUGUCGGGCAAAGUGACGCCUAUAACGCCGACCACUCCCACGAGUGGUAUACCCAAGCCCUCGUCGCUGAACAAAGCCACAGCUCCGGCUUCCGUUAAGACAGG
This is a messenger RNA of Paramacrobiotus metropolitanus, 3200 nucleotides long. RefSeq names its product neuron navigator 3-like. The coding region runs from base 1500 to 2741 and encodes 413 amino acids. Gene Ontology annotation, biological process: neurogenesis; nervous system development. The transcript has 8 exons. The record is from RefSeq and is a predicted model, not a curated record. NCBI's taxonomy places the organism in Eukaryota, Metazoa, Tardigrada, Eutardigrada, Parachela, Macrobiotidae. Gene Ontology annotation, molecular function: protein binding.